AUGUUAUUGUACUUGAAAAUGGAAUAGUUUAUUUUGAACUAACAUGACAACUUCACAUGCAUUAUAACAUUUGAGUAAAUUGCAGAUAACGUUUAUCAGUCUUGUAACCCUUGCAAUACAAUUGUGUACGGAGCAGAAUGUCCUAUAUUCGUCAAUUAAUCAUGACAUUUAGUAAAGUACAACAGUCUUUUAAGAUUUUUAGCUACAUAAGGUCGCAUCAACCGAUCUCAAAUAUUAUACCAACAGCAUUUAUUUACGAUAGGUUAUUAAGAACCACAUCACGUAAAUUACACUUUGUACCUGUGCAAUCAACUUUGCAUUUUUCAACCUCCACUGUUACUAAUACUAGUUCAGAAACCAUGAGUGAAAGUGAAAACAAAACUCUUAAUGUUUAUUACAAUGAUAUUUUAAAAGCUCAAAAAGACAAUAGUAUUUUGAUUAUUGAUGUUAGGGAGAAAGAGGAAAUUGAUGAAACUGGCAAACUUCCAGGAAGUAUUCAUAUACCAAUGGGAGAAGUUACAAAUACUUUACUGAAUCUUUCUCAGAAGGAUUUUAAAGAAAAAUUCAACAGAGAGAAACCUUCUAAAGAUACAAAAAUCAUACUAAGUUGUAGAUCUGGAAAAAGGAGUGGUAUGGUUCAAGAACAAAUACAAAAGCUUGGAUAUGAAAAUGCCUACAAUUAUGUUGGUGGAUGGUUAGAUUGGGAAAAUAGUCAGAAGGUAUAGACUUGAUGACAAUUUUAGUACCUAGUACUAAAGUAGUUAGUUAUUAAAAA
This is a messenger RNA of Osmia lignaria (orchard mason bee), 775 nucleotides long. Its product is annotated as thiosulfate sulfurtransferase/rhodanese-like domain-containing protein 3. The record is from RefSeq and is a predicted model, not a curated record. NCBI's taxonomy places the organism in Eukaryota, Metazoa, Arthropoda, Insecta, Hymenoptera, Megachilidae.